Messenger RNA from Dictyostelium discoideum AX4, 855 nucleotides. RefSeq lists its product as hypothetical. Bases 1 to 855 code for a protein of 284 amino acids. NCBI's taxonomy places the organism in Eukaryota, Evosea, Eumycetozoa, Dictyosteliales, Dictyosteliaceae. The record is from RefSeq and is a predicted model, not a curated record. Gene Ontology annotation, molecular function: S-adenosylmethionine-dependent methyltransferase activity. The transcript has a single exon.
AUGACAGAAAUUUUAAAUUUACAUUCAAAUGCAAAAGCAUAUCAUGAUAAAGAUGUUUCAUCAAAUUAUGUUAAAGGUCGUCCAUCAUAUCCAAUUGAAGCAAUUAAAAUGUUAAAAGAAGAUUUAGGAUUAACUAUUGAUUCAAAAAUUAUGGAUUUAGCAUGUGGUACUGGAAAAUUUUCAAAAAUGAUUUGUGAAGCUGAUUUUAAAAAUGUGGUUUGUGUUGAACCAAGUCCAGAAUUUCGUGUUGAUUGUUCAUAUGUUUUAAAAGAAUUUAUUGAUGAUAAAAAUAAGGAUAUUCAAGUAGUGAAUGGGUUAGCAACAUCAUUACCAUUUGAAAAUAGUACAUUCGAUUGUAUAUGUGCAGCACAAAGUUUUCAUUGGUAUGAUAAUGUUGAUGCAAUUAAAGAAAUUACAAGGGUACUUAAACCAGGUGGUGUUUUAUACUUAAUUUGGAAUAAUUUAUCCGAGGAUGAUAAUCCAAUUUUUCAAAGUACAAUGGAAUUAUUCAGAAAUAAUAAACAAUAUACAGAUGACAAUUCACCAAAAUUCAGAACUGGUAAAUGGAAACAAGUCUUUGAAGAUAUUAAAAAUGAUGAAACUCUCUCAAAAACUUUAAUUGAUCCAAAUUUACAAUUAAGAAAAUUUAAAAAUGAACAAAUCACAAAUUGUGAAAAAAUAAUUGCAACAACACUUUCAAUUUCUUUCAUUGCCUUAUUCCCUCAAGAAAAGAAAGAUAAACUUGUUUCAAUGAUUAAAAAAAGUUUAGAUUCACUUGAAGAUUCAAAAGAUAAUAAAGAUUUUCCAAUGAUUUAUCAAACUGAGGUUUAUUUUACAAAAAAACCAAUUGUUUAA